UAAAACUUUAUAUUUAUCGAUUAAAUUCGAAUUCUUAAUAGUGUAUGCAGCUUACAAUAAAAUGUAUUUCAAACUUGUUUUGUUUGGUAUUGCUAUGUUUGGAGCAGUGCAAAUAAAUGCUAACGCAAUUAAUGCCACGACUCCUGACCCUUGCAGUUUAUUCAACCCAUGUUUACACAAUGGUAGAUGCUAUUCACCUUCACCUGACAUAAGAGCUUGUGAUUGUAAUGUUGGAUAUUACGGCUCAGUUUGUCAGUUUGUGGAUCACUGUGCAUCUAAUCCCUGCGCUAAUAAUGGUACCUGUAUUAGACUUGAUAAUGGCUACAACUGUACCUGCAAUGAAGGUUAUUUAGGGAGAACAUGUGAGGUAUUGGACGCAUGCAUUAAAGGGCCCUGCUCUAAUGGAGGCAUUUGCACCACUAAUAUGACUACUGGCUCUCCUAUGUGUGAUUGCGUAGGCUUAUAUACUGGGAAGUCAUGUGAGAUUCAUUGCUACACUCCACAAGAUUGUGGAGAACAGUCUAUUCAUUGUGUUUUUAGAUCUGGUCUAGUUGUUUGUCGGUGUGUUACUCCUGUUGGGAAAAAGUCAGCCAAGUGUAUUUUACCAGAAGAUCGCGUCGAUGAGUGCCAAUCAAACCCAUGUCAAGGACGUGGAAGAUGUCGUGACAUGGACAUAGGGUAUCAGUGUCGCUGCUAUAUUGGUUUCGUGGGAAAAAACUGCGAAAUGAGAGCUUACUGUUCAUAUGAAAAUCCAUGUCAAAACAGAGGAACUUGUCAACAACUUAAGCAUGGUAGAAACUAUAGGUGUAACUGCCCACCUAACUUUGCUGGUCGCAACUGUGAAAUAUACAUUGCGCCAGUUUGUUCAGUGACAUGCACAUCAUCUGCCAUCCAAGUUUCUUGUGACCACUCUCGUCUCCCAAAAGAAAUUCGAUCGCAAACACUUGAAACAAUAUCCCCCCUUCCCUCCCAGCAGUGCACAUGCAGGUUUCCUGUUGUGCCAGGGCAGCCUGUACGCCAACACAGAUAUAGAUAUACUGGCUACAGCUCCAGGACUACACCUGCCACCCCUACACCGUGUACCAUUCCAUUUGAUUCCUGCGGUACUCAACUGAAGAUAGUAAACAACACCAUCUACUAUCUAAACCACCUGCGAUACGGCUCACUGCAGUCACAUGAUCAAACUACAGACUCACUGGUAACAAGAGAGUACGGCCAAUUUGAGCUCAAGCUAGAAUGUAGUUCUCCAUUACUGGUCAAGUCUAAUGGUGGCGUAUUAACUAGCAACAUUAUGGACAUUGAAGAAUCACUGGAGUUAAAGUCCAAAUCAAAUAUUCCGAUUCAGAUUAGUGUGUCGUACUGGGGGGUUCAACCAAAUACUUUUCUUACUCACGGCACCACACUUGCACCUAUUACCGAGUUCAAACUGGACACAAGAAUUUACGUUUUGCUGUCUGGUGACCCAAGUUACAGCACGACUGCCAUCUUGACAAUGCAGAUUUACCCUGUCACCUGUUAUCUACUAACUAACACUACAACUUACAACAACAAGUAUUAUCUCUUUGAAGAUGGCUGCAAAAGGGAUGAAACAGUAAGGAUGGAGCUGCUUUUAAUGAACCAGCAGCAGGGUACUUUGUUUCAAAGAAAUGUUCCGAAAACUUUGUUCAGUUUUGAAGCUGCGACUUUUAAACGGGAGAAUGAUGUGCAAGUUGUGUGCAGCGCACUCAUCUGCAAUAGUCCUGAAUGCGAAGUACCAUGCGCUGGGAUGAAUGAAUAAACAAGAAAUGUCAAUAAUCACAUUGCAUGCCUUUUAUUGUAUUUUUCGUUCAUAUAUUUUUUGUGUAAAAAAAGGAAAACGUUUUGGUUUGCAGAACAAAUUUUUUUUUGAGUAGUCUUGCGAAUCAAUUAAUGCUAAUCAUGCUGCACAAAAAAGUAUAAAGAAACGGUAUUACUUCAGGCAAAUAUGCAUGUUUUAUCAAUUUAGUGCUCUAUCAUAGGCUGUAACUAUGUUGCAAUGCAUUCAAUUUCAUUGCCGAAAUAAACUAACUGCAUGUCACUGGAUUUAAUGCAUAAAUUAGAUUUUAUU
Molecule: messenger RNA, 2086 nt
Organism: Ciona intestinalis (vase tunicate)
Lineage: Eukaryota; Metazoa; Chordata; Ascidiacea; Phlebobranchia; Cionidae
Source: RefSeq, a predicted model, not a curated record